UUAAAAAGGAGAGAAAAAAUCUUUCUUGGAACAUUAAAUAAAUCUGACUGUAAAUUACCAUACAGUAGAUUUCACAAAGAAAUAAUAAAAAGCAGCUGGCUGUUCUAAGUCUUCAGUGUAUUUUUUCGAUAUUAAUGCUUUUGUGAACAUGAUGUUUAGUUCAACAGACCAUACAAGAAGUGUGUCACUUCAACUCUCUAAGGUCCUUGAUGACAUUGGUGUAAAUGAUGACAUGGUCAGAAAAAGAAGGCAAACAGUAAUGGCAGAAGAAUCUCUCCGGACAGUGACGACGAACUUACAAGAUAUGAAAUUAACCACAUAUAAUUUUGGGAGCCGCACUGAAGGAACAACUACAGCAGGUCUUCAUGCAGACUCUGACACUCUGGCAUGUAACAACACGUAUAACAUUAUACAAGACCUUUCAGAAUGGCGUCAUGGAUAUACAAAUUUGUUGAUGGUACGUGAUGCUAACACACCACCAGGAUACUGUCUCCUACAAAAAACAUAUGACAAUGUUCCAAAUCUAGUUGAUUAUCCCCCUUCUGAAGAUUACUAUGUUGACAGUAGAAGAAGAGUGCUGAUGAAGAAUGAUUGGUUUGUAAGUAGAUUACCUGAUGGUAGUGUAAGACGUGGUCCAUCACAGUCCAUACAAGGUUUACCUGGAUAUGCUGAUGAUGACCUUGUGUAUGCGUAUUACUGUAAAUCAUGGCCAAGGGAGGCCAGAUUAUUGACAGAAACAGCAAGUGCAGGAAACUGGCCUGCGGAAGAAUUAAAGAGGCAAGCUAUGAAUGAUGGAUGUUUUGUUGUACCUGUUGGUUGCCGUGGUACUGAAAGUGAGGAACUUCAAUGGAGAAUAUCAACAUCAUUAACAGAACGCAGGCUUAUGUUCAGCUUAAACAUAGUUCAAAUCAGGUGUUAUGUUUUGAUGAAAAUGAUUCUAAAAUCUUACCAAGGCCUUGAUUCUGAAGAUGCCUUAUCAAGUUUCAUCUGUAAAACAGUCGUCCUUCAUUGCAUUGAAAAAGGAGAAGAAAAUCUCUGGCAAGAUGAUAAUUUACUAAACUGUUUGAAUACUUGCUUGAAAUUUCUACAUGACUGUGUUCUGUCAGAACACUGUCCACACUUUCUUAUACCAGAGAACAAUUUGAUGGCGAGACGCAUUUCACCAGACAUCAAACCACAAAUUCUAGCAAUAAUCCAAAAUAUUUUAUGCAGUGACGUUAAAGCUCUUGAAGAUAUCGAAAUUGACCAGCUUGGUAUGAGAAUCACUGGACAGUUUCAAACUGUGUACCCAGGACACAUUGUACAUAUACAAGUACCAUCAGCUUUAGAAUACAAACAAAAUAUUUCUGGACAUUUAUUGUAUACUUUCAUGAACAGCCUCAGUAAUCGUAUUGGUGGCUAUCUGACUGAACUGACACACUUGCAGACAGAAAAUGUUGUCCAAAAGUUGUCUGUAUCUAUUGAUAAGCUUACUACCUUUCACAGUGAAGGUACCGAAUAUGAACAAAAAGCAUGUGAACUUAUUUCCAACUUCUUAUAUAUGUCUCUAGGAUCAGUACUGGCUUCCAACAGUAUUUCUAAGAAUGAAACAAUUCAACGUAAUUCACUUGUUAUGUUAGAACAAGGAUCAGCUAAUGACAUCUCAUCAACAUUAAAAUGGGCAUCAGUGUUCUAUUGCAAAGGAGACAUGCCUCAGACUAUUAGUAUACUUGAUACAAUACUAGAACAAUAUAGCAUUGAACGUUUGCAAUCGGUUUGUUGUUGCUACCAGAGUCGAGAUAGAGGAAAGCCUAAACAUGAAUUUGAAGAAGUCUGUGUUGAAGGUGAUAUAAAACAUGUAUUAAAGCACACAGCUUUUUGUGUAAGGUUCUUACCAUGUGAAGUGAACUGUGUCCCAGAGGAGUUAAAACAUGAAUAUUUCCGCCCAAACAUGGAUGCUCUUCAUAAGGACUACUGGAUGGACUGGGCUGUGGUAGACUCAAUUCCUUACUAUUAUUUCUUAUUGUACAAAGCCCAGAAAAUUCAAGGUAACAUGGAGAGACAGCAGGCAGCGUUUGACAAACUAAGACAAGCAAUAGACUCUGACUCUAAUCUAGGACACAAGGAAACUGACUUAAAUUUACUUGCACAAUGCAUGGAGCAGGAAGGCAUGUUAGAUGAUGCCAUAGCUUGUUACACUGCUUCAACAGAUCUUCGUCCAGCACAUAAUGCCGCUUAUUCUCUUAUCAGUCAAAUCUUUUAAAGACGACAUUCAAAUAACAGAUAAAAACAAACUGCUGUAUGAUAACCGUUACAUACACCUAUAAACAAAGAAGUAAAUUUUUUCAACACACACCCAUGCCGAUUUUGCGACUCCGUAAAAAUGGUAUUGCAUUGCCGUGCAGAUAUUUUGACUUGAUGUUAUUUGCCUUAUACAAUCAUAGCGUAAAGACAUGCUAAAUGUUAGCAUUACACUAUAGGAACAUUGAUGAAAAAUGACUCUUUUUCACUUUAAACAGUCUUUGUUUUAUUUUACCAAGAUAAAAUUUGUAUUUUUAAAGAAAAGGGAGCAGUAAUGUUUACUGUGCCAAAACAUUAAUUUUUCAUAAAACAAGAUAUGUUUGUAAAACAUAUAAAACAUAAACAUGUAAAUCUUAUCAAAUAAAAUAUGCAUAAAUUUUAUGAAUCAUGUAGGCCUCAUUAAUGUUACAUUACAUAAGACCUUGAAAUGUGUAUACCAAAAGGAUUUUUAGUUUAAUAAAAAAAUAUCAACCAAGGCAACUUGAGUUGUUGAGUUAUUAGUAAAACAAUUUUUACAUACAAGAUCAAUAUGACAUUGACCUUUGACCCUUAAAUCAAUAGGGGUUAUCUACUGGCCAAGACCAAUGCACCUGUGAAGUUUGAAGGUAAAGGGCCCAUGAGAUGGGAUAUUGAUCAGAAAGCGUUGUUACCCAUAAGGUCAAUGUGAUCUUGACCUCUGACCCCUUAACACCAAAAUAUCCAUUGAGGUCAUCUUCUGACCAAAAGCAAUGCAUCUGUAAAGCUUGAAGUCAAGGGUCCAUGGGUUGUCCAGUUAUUGAUAGAAAACCGUUGUGAAAUACAAGGUCAAUGCAACCUUGAACUUUGUUCCCCUGACCCCAAAAUCAAUAGGGGUCAUCUACGGGCCAAUACCAAUGCAUCUUCAAAAUUUAAGCCAAAAGCCAACAGCUUGUCAAGUUAUUGAUAGGAAACCGUUUUUACCAACAAGGUCAAUGCAACAACCAUGAUCUUUGAUCCCUUGUCCCCAAAAUCAAUAGGGGUCAUCUACUGGUCAAGUCCAAUGCACCUUCUGAGUUUGAGGGCCAACAGCUCAUGGGAUCUCAAGUUAUUGCUCGGAAACCGUUUUUAUCUACAAGGUCAAUUUGACAUUUGACCACUUGACCCCCAAAAUCAAUAGAGGUCAUCAGCUGGUCAUAAACAAUCAUCAUACCAAGUUUGAAGUUCUUAGACCCAAGCAUUCUUU
Molecule: messenger RNA, 3481 nt
Organism: Ruditapes philippinarum (Manila clam)
Lineage: Eukaryota; Metazoa; Mollusca; Bivalvia; Venerida; Veneridae
Exons: 2
Coding region: 149-2242 (697 amino acids)
Molecular function (GO): protein binding
Source: RefSeq, a predicted model, not a curated record